UUAAAAAAAAAUGUUUUGAGUAGAGAUGCUAUAUAUUAGGUAUCUGGCUGGAAAACGUACUUACGCCAAUUGCCUGGUUGGACAAAGCUUGCUAUAUUAACCUUCUUCAUCACUUGGCAUGAUGUCAGGUGCUAAUAGCACAAGUGACUUAUCACCAAGCACUAGAAAUGCUUUAGCAUUUUUAAUGUCCUUACUAGCUUUUGCUAUAAUGUUGGGAAAUGCUGUGGUCAUUUUAGCUUUCAUCGUGGACAAAAACCUUAGACAUCGAAGUAAUUAUUUUUUUCUUAACUUGGCCAUUGCUGACUUCUUUGUGGGUGUGAUCUCCAUUCCUUUGUACAUCCCUCAGGUACUGUUUGACUGGAAGUUGAAAAAUGAAAUCUGUGCAUUUUGGCUCAUUACCGACUAUCUUUUGUGUACAGCGUCUGUGUAUAACAUUGUCCUCAUCAGCUAUGAUCGAUACCAGUCAGUCUUGAAUGCUGUGUCUUAUAGAGCUCAACACACCGGGAUCUUGAAGAUUGCCACUCCGAUGUUGGCCGUUUGGGUUCUUGCCUUUUUAGUGAAUGGGCCAAUGAUUCUAGUUUCACAGUCUUGGCCUAAAGGGGUUAACAAAUGCCAGCCUGGAUUUUUAUUAAUAUGGUACAUACCGCUCAUCACUUCGUUCUUUGAAUUUUUGAUCCCAGUCAUCUUGGUCGCUUAUUUCAACAUGCAUAUUUACUGGAGCAUAUGGAAGCGAAGUAAGCUCAAUAGAUGCCAAAGCUCUCCUGGACUUGCUUCUGUCUCUUCCAGCGACUGUGGACACUCAUGCCGAUGUGGACUAUUUCCAAGGACAUCUCUUCCUGCACCAAAGGAAAGAGCUACAUCCCUUCAUUCAGAAAGACAGGGAAGGAAGAACAGUCUCUUGCUUUCCUUAAGAAUGCAGCUAAAUAACAAUGUAAUUGCUUCCAAAAUGGGUUCCCUGACCCAUUCAGAUUCCAUAGCUCUUCACCAAAGAGAACAUCUGGAACUGUUCAGAGCCAGGAAAUUAGCCAAGUCACUAGCUAUUCUUUUAAGUGUUUUUGCCAUUUGCUGGGCCCCACAUUCUCUGUUCACAAUUGUUCUUUCAACUUACGAACCAGAGAACCGUCCUGAAUCACACUGGUAUGAAGUUGCAUUUUGGCUUCAGUGGUUCAACUCCUUUGUCAAUCCUUUUUUAUAUCCAUUGUGUCACAAGAGUUUUCAGAAGGCUAUCUCGAAAAUAUUUUGUAUAAAAAAGCAACCCAUACCAUCACACCAUCGGUCAAUAUCCUCUUAGAGAUAAUUUCCUUAGUUCCGUAAAUUUUUGUCCUAAUCUCAUCUAGAUAAAUUUGAUCUGGUUUUCAUCUUGCCCUUUCCACUGUACAGGAAAAGUCCAUGGAAACCUAAAAACAUUUGAGCAUGGAAAAGUCAGUGGAAAAUUAGGCCAAUAAUAAAUAAAACAAUAUAGUAAUAACAGUAUAAUAAUUAAUGGACAAUAAUGUUCCUGUAAACUCAUAGCCACAAAAGUACUACAUAUUUCCUUAGUCAUCGCCUCUUUCUCAUUUUUAGAUCUUGAUACAGCAUUGAUUAUGAAAGAACAGAGUUUUUGUUUGGUUUCUGUGUUCAGUGCUUGCUCCAGUUUUAAGUGAAUUUUUUUUUUUUAAUUUAAAAAUUUUACCCAGUUUGAAAAUAGCUCCCUAAAGAAUGCAAGAGGAAAAAAAAAAGAGCUGUUUUUACAUGGUUUGGGUGAUUCUGUUAUGAUCAGUGGGCAGGUGAGUUGGAAAAAUGGGAGCAUGCUCAGGCCAGCUCGUGUGUAUUUAUAUCCCUGGACUCAGGAAGGAAGGCAGUAAGGCGUGGCAGUGGGAAGAGCUGGAGAUGGCAGCUCUCCAUGGUCUUCACUGGUGAUCUGGGAGGCCUGGGAGAUCACAGGGUUAGAGGACGAGGGACAGGCAAUGGUCACCAGUGGUUGAAAGGACUGCCGGUCCUACUCCUUCCUGCCCUCUUCCAAGUUCUUUAUCAACUAAAAUUCCCGUUUUGUGAGAAACUAUGGGAAAGAGAGGAGCUGAGAGAUGGUGAGAAGAUAAUGUGAUUAACCUAGAUAUGCCUGGUAAAACAUUCACAGAACUAGUGGAUGUUGAUACUUGUUAAUAAAAUGUUCAGUGUCUCUAACUAAGUUGUAAAAUAUUUUACAUUGUAAUACUUGGUUAUCCCUUUAUUAUGUAUAUGUUAUAUGAGGGGCCUUCAUAGUCUUGGAUAGGUUAUACAAGGAAGGUCUUAAAAAAUGAAUGAUAAAUGCAUAUUAUAAAAA
Messenger RNA from Tupaia belangeri chinensis (Chinese tree shrew), 2302 nucleotides. It is a transcript of the gene HRH4, whose product is annotated as histamine receptor H4. Lineage: Eukaryota; Metazoa; Chordata; Mammalia; Scandentia; Tupaiidae. Gene Ontology annotation, biological process: adenylate cyclase-inhibiting G protein-coupled acetylcholine receptor signaling pathway; inflammatory response; chemical synaptic transmission. The record is from RefSeq and is a predicted model, not a curated record. Bases 119 to 1291 code for a protein of 390 amino acids. Gene Ontology annotation, molecular function: G protein-coupled acetylcholine receptor activity; histamine receptor activity; G protein-coupled serotonin receptor activity. Gene Ontology annotation, cellular component: plasma membrane; dendrite; synapse. The transcript is spliced from 3 exons.